AUGAAGACAUCUUCAAAUCCAGCAGCAAUAAACCUGGAUGACGUGGACCUGACGAAUCUACAGCAGCUAAACAACAUAUUAACCAGUGAUAGUGUAAAAACGCUGGAAGAUGGUGCGGAUAGUGAGGAUGGGUUAGAUUUUGACGAUGACAGCCUUGCGGACCCUGAUUUUCUACCCGAACUGGAAACAUUCGAAGAUGACAAUGUGGCGUUGGACAUUGACAUGGAUUCUCUUAUCGAAACUUUAGAAGAUGACCACGAAAACCCAUCGAAUAGCGCAGAAAUUUCCCCAUCAAACGUAAGUGUUCCUCAGCUUUCUCCAGCUCAAGACAACCAACAAAUGAGCAAAGAACAAUCCCAAGGCAAGGACCUUCCCAGAAACAACCCUGAACAUGACCGAAUUUUCAAAAUAAGACCGGUGGUGGACUCUUUGAAUGAGGUCUACAGCAAAGUUCCAUUGGAAGAGCACCUUUGCGUUGACGAACAAAUGUGCUCCACUAAAGCACGAAAUACGUUAACGAGAUACAAUUCCAACAAACCACACAAAUGGGGUUACAAAAUCUUCGUGUUGAGUGGCGUUUCUGGAUUCGCCUAUAAAACUGAAAUUGAAACUGGUAAGGAGAAUGUUGUCCUACAAGAAGAGCCUGAUUUAGGUGCAUCAUCCAACGUCGUCACAAGACUAGCGCGCAUUAUUCCAAGACACCAGACUUUCCAGCUCUAUUUUGAUAAUUAUUUUACCUCUCUUCGUUUGUUGGAGUAUUUGGCUAAAGAAGCAUCAAGCAUUUUAUCAUCAGCAGAUUUUCGUCAGGAGGUUGCAGUGACCCUAUGUAAAAUGGGUACAAAGUCUGGUAUGUCUGGCCGGCGUUCGCUGGAGACCGAGAUUCAAGCCAAAAAGCGCAAAGGACCUGCACAAUACGUACCGCCAAUGGCAGUACGCCAAGACCAGAUAGGCCACUGGCCGCAAUGGUCUGAAAAAAAAAAUGAGAUGAAAGCUUUCAAACGAGAUUUGUAUCGUGUUUCUGCGAUCAGUCUGGCCAAAAUGGCGGCGAGUAUAACACGUGAUGUCCGCGUUCGCGUCAAAGCUACAUAUUUCGACGAAAAUGAUGGCCAGAACUCCUGGAGUCGCAAACAUUUUGGUGAUAACUACGAUAUAAGUUAUUGUUGGGGUAUUGUAAGAAAGGUAGAAAACAACUAUGCUAGGGUAUAUUCAGAAAUUGACAAAAAAAAUUCAUUGGUGCCCGUUGGAGUUCUGAUUGCUGAUAUCGAAAAUGAUAAUUUAUUGGAAGCAAAUACCAAUGAAGAAAAUUCAUCAUCUGAAUCGGGCUCUUCAUCUUCGAGUGAAGAUGACGAGACAACUGUUUCAGUACAUACGACUCCGUGUAUGAGCAGCGUAACAAAUUCUGCUGCUGGAAAUACAACCGUUGUGAAGGGAGUCACCUGGACUUUUCAUGAAGCAAUACGUGUGUACAGUUAA
Molecule: messenger RNA, 1473 nt
Organism: Parnassius apollo (apollo)
Lineage: Eukaryota; Metazoa; Arthropoda; Insecta; Lepidoptera; Papilionidae
Source: the annotation of a GenBank genome assembly